CAUGCACUAAAGGAAGAACCUUUAAAAAAAAACUGGUAACAUGGUUUUGGUGGGCCGCAAUUGGAAAGAGUAACGUUUAAAAUCAGAAAAGAGUAACAUUUAAAAUCAGAGACAUUCCCCCCGCCCCCCGGAAUUCAGCCGUUUGGUCGAGCCCAGCGGGCGGGAAGCAACUUCAAACAAACAAAAGCCAACAGAAAGCCUCAGCAGGAAGUCACCGCCUUCGUGGAGUAGUCUGCAUCAUUACACUUGCCACUUACUGUAAGUUUUGAAUGUUAUUAUUAGUUUACUUUUACUUAUUUUAUUGUUAACGUGUUUGUCUCAGAGAACGUAGACCUUCUCAAAGUUACUUAGCACGACCACUAGCGCGAGACGAUGCAACUCUCCUGCCAAACAGAUGAGAGGUUGCUGCUAGCAUGAGCACUAACGUUAAUGGAGUGGUCGGCAGUUGACAUUUAGCUUGAGUCUGUAUGUGGCCCACUAAAAGUUAGAUGGAGAUAGAUAGAUAAAUACUUUAUUGUAACCCAUGGGGAAAUUCGACAAAUUACACACUCUAGCAGCACAACUAGCACUACCAGAGUGGGCUAGCACUACCAGACUCAAAAUAAUUUGACGACGGAUGAAUCUAGCCACGCGCUCAUUACCCGCGCUAAUGUGCUGUCAGACACCUCAUAUGUAAUAGUUUUUUUUGUCGAUAGAAACGUUCAAUAGUGUACCGCUAAGGUCCAGUAUUAAAAUAGCAUUGACGAGCAUGCUCGAACUGAGUUCCUACACUGCACGUUCACAUUUUUUCGUAGCUUCUAUGGAUGUUAGUUUUUAAAUUCUGAGUGAGUUGGUGCAGUGAGCAUCUAGCUAGAUUGCUGUUAACAGAACUAGAGUUAACUAGUGCUGCGUCCGUGUAAAACAAACAUGCAAGCAGUUUUUGUAAGGUAAUAUGUGGUUAUAUUAUGUAGUAAGUAUAAGCAUUUUAAAAUUCUAAACUUGUUCUUUGCCUUUUAGGUUGCUGGUCCAAGAAUGAUCUGGAACUAACAUCUACGGUCCUAUGAGGUGACAACUGCAAACACAAGCCUGUCGAUCCACCUGCAGUCUGGUCUGAAUGAUACAGUCCCUCUUCCAGCAUACAAGAUAGACGGCUCGCUGCUGCUAACCCUCAAACGGUUCAUUCAAGUGAGACAGAACUAAGUAGCACAAUGGCAGCUGCAUCCCCUGAACCAAUGAUUCUACGUGUUGUUGAGCCAGACCAGGCUAGAAAAUUAAAACUCAACUCACGACCAGCCUCUGUUGAUGCACUGAUCAAUAUUCUAAAAGAACAGCUGGACAUUGACCUUGACUUUGAUUUACUUUAUGAAGAUCCAGACUUCGAUGGAAAACUUACAUCCCUGAAAGACAUUGAGGAAUUGCCACAAAAAGCAGUUGUGCACAUUUCACUUUCACAAGACUCCAGUUCUAUUGCAUCUACUAUUCUGCUUUCAGAUGUGUCCUCUCCAGAGCGUCUCAGCAGGUGGCCUACGGGACCUUUUCCAGUUCCCACCUUUGCUUUUGAUGUUGAGCUGAAACUUAGAGAUGGGAAUGCGGAAUAUGAGAAGAACCACACACCCCUUAAAGUGACAAGAGACCUAAAGCAUGACAUUUUAGAAAAGCUUGCAUCUACUAUAUAUGGUUUUAAGGCUUACGCAAGUGAUAAAGACAUCGCAAUGGCUGCUGAGGCUCUUGUAGCCAAACAUCCCUGCCUGAAGGAAGCAGGAUCUGAGAGUGGCUGGAAUGGAUGGAAAUACAGCCUCAAGUUCAAAAUGGGCAAUUACAGGAACAAGAUGAGGCGUGCUGGAUGUCAGGAGGUCACCGUUAAUGCUGGAAGAAGAAGUAGAAGUAAUCCUGAAAAUGAACCUUCACAUUCCAACAUUAAAAGACCCAAGCGAGCAGAAGUGAACUUCCUACCCAACUUUGCCCAAGGAAAGGAUCCUUCAAGCCUUGAGGAGUUGAGGCAGACAAUUGUUGAGGAAGUCAAGAAGACUGAGAAGGACCUGCCCCUCAUUAGAAAGAUGAUGGAGACCACAUUUCCCCUACGCCGACAGACCAUAGUGAUGUCCUGCCCACCAGUGAACGAGCUCAUGAACCUCUGGCCUGCUCUCAAAAUAGAAUCUGAGUUGUAUGCAGAGUUCCAGCGGAUUACGAAUCAGAACCUGCCCAACACAUUCUAUUCUGAGCUUGACCACCAUCUUCCUCGACUGAUGACCUUAUUCAGACAGAAAGCAUCAAAAACUGGGAAGACCGCAGAUGUUCUCACUGAAAUUUUAAAAAUCCACGAGGAACAGGAAAUCCAUGACAUCUUCACCAAGCGCACUACGGCUCUCCGAGCCCUUCCUGUGUAUCUGCGCGAGGACGUUUCUGAUUUUUUCAGAACCUGCACAGACGAGUCUGAUGAGCCAGAGCUUGAUGGUAUUGCAGUGGGCCUCCUUACUGUCAUCAGUGACCAUGACGCAGUCCAAAGUCCAGUUCACUACCAACCUGUGAGAGUCUCUGUCGUCAUUGAAAGUGAUGCCGUGGUCAGCCUCCCCAGACUUGGCGAAGCCUUCCUGGUAAUCUUUGGACUGAUCUAUGCACUACACCUCAGCUAUCCCAAAGCACUGACCAACACUUUUGAAUUUAUUCAAAAGAUUUUACUUGGUCUAGAAGGUGGCAAACUGUCACCCAAGUUGCAGACCCUCAAGAAUGACUUGAUGCUGUAGAAACUCAACUGAAAGAAGGCUGUAGGGUUACCAGACUAGUUCAGUUUUCCUUUUGUCUGCAUACUGUAAUGCCUACUAAGUUACUGCACAGGUGUUAAGCUAAUAGGCCCAAAAAACACAAUAUGCAUUGGUUCUCAUUAAAGUGAUGGUUUGGAGUAAAAUUCACCCUAGGUUAAUUGCACCAUGACAACCAGUCAAAAACGUUGCCACUAACGUAACGUGUAUAUCUGGUUAAUUACACCACUAAUAAUUCCUGUAAUGUUACCACACUUCUUCAGUAGUACACAUAGGGUCUGUACUUGUGAACCAAGGCAUUGGAAAGUUUGUAAGUACACCACAUUUUGUUAAAAAUAGCACUUACCUACUAGUUUCUGAUCUUCUGCUACUAGCUACCGUUGUGCACUGCUUUUACUCACUUUUUCUGAAACGAGGAAGUGGUGUCUGCGCAGUGGUAGCUAGCAGUAGCAGAGAGAAGAAACUAUCAGGGAAGUGCUAUUUUUGAUAAAAUCUGAUAUACUUACGAACUUUCCAAUGCCUCGGUUUAUGAUGACUUACGGACCCCAGGUGUACUACUGAAGAAGUGUGGUAACAUUCCAGGCAUUAAUAGUGGGGUAAUUUACCAGAUAUACACGUUACGUUAACGCCAAUACUAACCUAAUCAGCGACUAGACCUAACACGAAUGUUCGACCAUUGCUAAAAAAAACUAUUUGGUUUGGGGGUAUUAUCGGGGGUAGGGUUAGGGGAUAUUAUCGUGCAAUUAACCUAAUUUUACUCCGAACCAUCGCUUUAAUAUAAUGCUUGAUACUGUUAAGUGAGGAAGAACACAUU
Molecule: messenger RNA, 3552 nt
Organism: Alosa sapidissima (American shad)
Lineage: Eukaryota; Metazoa; Chordata; Actinopteri; Clupeiformes; Clupeidae
Exons: 6
Coding region: 1188-2723 (511 amino acids)
Source: RefSeq, a predicted model, not a curated record